Anastrepha obliqua is the source of this 1518-nucleotide messenger RNA. RefSeq names its product beta-parvin (gene parvin). The record is from RefSeq and is a predicted model, not a curated record. The transcript is spliced from 7 exons. Gene Ontology annotation, cellular component: actin cytoskeleton; cytoplasm; focal adhesion. Gene Ontology annotation, biological process: cell projection assembly; actin cytoskeleton organization; establishment or maintenance of cell polarity. The coding region runs from base 103 to 1203 and encodes 366 amino acids. Gene Ontology annotation, molecular function: actin binding. Lineage: Eukaryota; Metazoa; Arthropoda; Insecta; Diptera; Tephritidae.
UGUAUAUCGAUAGCAGGUUGAGAUUGUUUGAGGAAGUAUAUAUACACCCAAAGUUUGAUAAAUUAAAACUCAAUAUUUUCACAUAGUAAAUUUAUAUCUGCAAUGUCUUUACGGCGCUCAAAAUCUCCCCAUUCCAUUGGUAAUGUGAGAAGUGGAGAAAGGGAAGAAAGUUUUUGGGAUAAAUUUAGUACAUUAGGUCGAAAGAAAGGAACAAAGGAAGUUCAAAAAGUGGAAGAGGAAGGAAAACAUGCAAUCGAAUCGCCAGGAUUGCCCAAUCAGUUUGACAUACCUCCAGAAGACUAUACAUUGCAAGAGUUGGAGCAACGAGCGGUAAUAGACCCGCAAUCUUUAAAUGAUCCUCAAGUUAUUAAACUCCAACGAAUUCUAAUCGACUGGUUGAAUGACGAAUUAGCUGAGCAACGAAUUAUAGUACAAAGCAUUGAAGAAGAUUUGUACGACGGACAGGUUUUACAUAAAUUAUGGGAGAAACUGACAGGCAAAAAACUUGAUGUACUCGAAGUAACACAGUCUGAAGAAGGGCAACGACAAAAGCUUGAUGUUGUUCUCAAUGCAGUUAAUCAUACCUUAGGAUUUCAUCAGAAGAUACCAAAAUGGUCGGUUGAAAGUGUACAUUCAAAGAAUUUAAUUGCUAUUCUACACUUACUAGUUGCGUUAGCUCGAUAUUUCAGGGCCCCAAUUCGUUUACCGGAAAAUGUUUUCGUUAAUGUUGUAAUCGCUCAGAAAAGUGGUGGCCUUUUGAACGCUCAAAAAUUCCAAGAGCAAAUAACUUCUGAAUAUGAUGACGUGGGAAUGCGUUGUGACAAAGAUGCUUUCGAUACGCUAUUUGAUUGCGCUCCAGAUAAAUUAUCUGUCGUUAAAAAGUCACUUAUAACUUUUGUAAACAAACAUUUAACAAAGUUGAACUUUGAAAUUACCGACCUUAACUCAGAUUUUCGAGAUGGUGUAUACUUGUGCUUAUUAAUGGGGCUGCUUGGUGGUUUUUUUGUCCCAUUAUACGAAUUUCAUCUUACGCCCCAGGAUGUGGAUCAAAUGGUGUCAAAUGUAGCAUUUUCGUUUGAUUUGAUGCAAGAUGCAGGCUUACCGAAACCGAAAGCUCGUCCCGAAGAUAUAGUCAACAUGGAUCUGAAGUCUACCUUACGUGUUUUGUAUAACUUAUUUACGACCUACAGAAGCGCGGCCUAGCCGUAGAUUAAUUGUGUAAAUGAAGUCAUGCUAUGCCAUCAAAUAAGUAACCAAAUUAAGUUUUUCACUUCCCGAAUCAGUUUUAUUAAUGCAGUUAUCCGAAUGAUAAACGCUCUCAUAGUUAACUUCAUACAGUCAACAUGAAUCUGACGUCUAAAAUCUGAAGUUUGUGUAACUUAUUUACGACCUACAGAAGCUCGUCCUUACCAUGGAUUAAUUGUGUAAAUGAAGUCAUGCUAUGCCAUCAAAACCUAACUUCUAAAAAUAUAUAUAUUGAAAUGUUAUAUUAAAAAACUAACAUUAAGAAAACCUUAA